AUGGAAUUUGGGAAACUCUUGGAUCCCCCGUCAGACACAAUCAGCACUCCGGAAAACCACAAAAAACCCCAUGAAUGCUCAGAGUGUGGGAAAUCCUUUUCUCGCAAAUCAGUGCUUUUUACCCACAUGAAGAUCCAUGUGGGAAGUGGAUCCAGUCAAGGUUUGGAGGGAAUAAAAUCGUACAAAUGCUUUGAGUGUGGGAAAUGUUUCACCCAGAGUUCAGGUCUUCGGACUCAUGAGAAAAUGCACAGAGGGGAGAAAAAGGAAAAGUGCCUCGAAUGCGGGAAAUGUUUUUCCCAGAAAUCAAACCUGAUGCGACAUCAGAGACGUCACACCGGAGACAGACCCUAUGAAUGCCCAGAAUGUGAGAAACGAUUUACGUUUUCUUAUGAACUUCAGAGACACGAGGAGUGGCACAAAGGAGAGUUACGCUAUAAAUGUGGGGAGUGUGGGAAAAGUUUUAGUUUCCUUGGAGGGCUUCAGAAUCAUCAGAGAAUCCACACAGGGGAAAAACCAUACAAAUGUGGGGAGUGUGGGAAAUGUUUUUCACAAAAACAACACCUUGGAACGCAUCAGAGGCUCCACACAGGAGAGAAGCCAUACAGAUGCGUAGAAUGUGGAAAGUGUUUUACUCAAAAGGGAGACCUUUGGACACAUCAU
Molecule: messenger RNA, 660 nt
Organism: Protobothrops mucrosquamatus (brown spotted pit viper)
Lineage: Eukaryota; Metazoa; Chordata; Lepidosauria; Squamata; Viperidae
Product: gastrula zinc finger protein XlCGF7.1-like
Exons: 2
Biological process (GO): regulation of transcription by RNA polymerase II
Molecular function (GO): DNA-binding transcription factor activity; RNA polymerase II cis-regulatory region sequence-specific DNA binding
Source: RefSeq, a predicted model, not a curated record